GAGAGUUCUUUCCCCUCGGUGCAAGAUCCAUCAUGGGGCGCCGACCAGCAAGAUGCUAUCGGUAUUGCAAAAAUAAACCAUACCCCAAGUCAAGAUUCUGUCGAGGUGUACCAGAUGCGAAGAUUCGCAUAUUUGAUCUUGGAAGGAAGAAGGCCCGUGUUGACGAGUUUCCUCUUUGUGUCCACCUGAUUUCUGACGAAUAUGAGCAGCUGUCUUCAGAGGCUUUGGAAGCUGGACGUAUUUGUGCCAACAAAUACUUGGUUAAGAAUUGUGGUAAAGAUGCUUUCCACCUGCGGGUUCGCUUGCAUCCUUUCCACGUCAACCGCAUCAACAAGAUGUUGUCAUGUGCAGGAGCUGAUAGGCUCCAGACCGGUAUGAGAGGUGCCUUUGGAAAGCCCCAAGGAACUGUUGCCCGAGUACACAUUGGCCAGCCUAUCAUGUCUGUGCGUGCUCGUGAGCAACACGAAUCUGCUAUUAUUGAAGCUCUGAGGCGUGCAAAGUUCAAGUACCCUGGACGCCAAAAGAUUGUGGUGUCUAAGAAGUGGGGCUUCACAAAGUGGCCUAAGGAAAACUAUGAGCGCAUGCGACAGGAGGGUAAACUGGUACAGGAUGGUGCAAAUGUACAGUAUCGUCCUGAUCAUGGGCCGCUGUCAGCGUGGAAACAAGCUCAGACUCUGUCACGCCAGUAAGCAAGAUGGAACUGCGUUGGGCUACUGUCCCCAUCAUUUAAACAUAAGAUUAAAAAUGUGCUUCUGUUGACAUAAAACGUCCUGAAAUAAAUGAGGCUCAUUUUUAGACUUUC
This is a messenger RNA of Pomacea canaliculata, 802 nucleotides long. RefSeq names its product 60S ribosomal protein L10-like. Gene Ontology annotation, cellular component: ribosome; cytosolic large ribosomal subunit. The coding region runs from base 33 to 689 and encodes 218 amino acids. Gene Ontology annotation, biological process: translation; ribosomal large subunit assembly. Gene Ontology annotation, molecular function: structural constituent of ribosome. The record is from RefSeq and is a predicted model, not a curated record. Lineage: Eukaryota; Metazoa; Mollusca; Gastropoda; Architaenioglossa; Ampullariidae. The transcript is spliced from 6 exons.